AAAAAAAAAACAGAAACCACACGACGGACUUACAGUAGCAAGGUCUCCUUGACAAUUAGGCAUUAGCGGGCGGACCACCAUAAUCCAAUGACGACGCUGCCGCCACCAGAGUUUGUGUACCGGAUCAGCACGGCCGAUGAGUGGGCGGAGCUUGAGCGCACCGGCGGUACCCACGGUGGCGACCUCGACCGCUCCACUGGCUGCAUCCACCUCAGCGACCUCAGCCAGGUGAAGAUGACACUAAAGAAUUUUUUCCUUGGUAAAAAUGAUCUAUACCUGCUACAAAUUGACACCGCCAAGAUUGCAGAUGGCUUAAUUUAUGAAGCAGUUGAUGGCUGUAAUUACUUUCCUCAUUUAUAUGGCCCUGAUCGGAGCUUUGCACCCCUUGAACGAAGUGUUGUUGUCAAGGCAGACAAAAUAGAGAUGGCACAGGAUGAAUUUUCUUGCAGUCUUCUUGAUGGAGCGACCCUCUAAUUCUGAUGUGUACUGUCUCACCCCUGUCCCUUAUUUCCAUAAUGUUCUUGAGUUCACUGCCAAAUCUAUCAAAGACAGGUUGACCACAUGCUUGUGCUUGUGAAAACUGUAAAAUGAGCCUAGCUAUUGCAACUUUCUAAAUGUCUUGUGAUCAAUGACAUAUGCUGGGUCAGGGUGUUCACUGCUCUGAUGUAAUGUGUUACUUGGUUUUAUGCAACAUGAAAUGGCUGAUAGCAUAUA
This is a messenger RNA of Lolium rigidum, 714 nucleotides long. RefSeq lists its product as uncharacterized. The record is from RefSeq and is a predicted model, not a curated record. The coding region runs from base 88 to 474 and encodes 128 amino acids. The transcript has 3 exons. NCBI's taxonomy places the organism in Eukaryota, Viridiplantae, Streptophyta, Magnoliopsida, Poales, Poaceae.